This is a messenger RNA of Miscanthus lutarioriparius, 1785 nucleotides long. The record is from the annotation of a GenBank genome assembly. Lineage: Eukaryota; Viridiplantae; Streptophyta; Magnoliopsida; Poales; Poaceae.
AUGGAUCGGCUGAGUAACAUGCUGGGGGACCGACCGCUGAAGGGCAUCUUCACGGCGCUCGGUCUCCCGGAUAAAAUCGGCGGCGCGGAGGCCGACAAGCUGCGGCGCACCAAGGAAUGCAUCCGCGCCGUGCUCGAGGACGCCGAGCAGCGCCGCUUCGUCGACCACGACUCCGUCAGGCUCUGGCUCCGGGAGCUCAGGGCCGCCGCCUUCGACGUCGACGCCCUGCUCGACCGCCUGGGCACCAUCACGGCCGUGUCCAGGCUAGCGGCUGCCGAGCAGUCGCGGAAGCGGAAGCGGCUCUGGCCCAGCGUCGAGCUCGGCCCGCGGCAGCGAAAUGGAGGUGAUUUCCAUCUGGGGAACCGCAGGCGUUGGGAAGACAGCACUGACAUAGUCGGUUUACAACUUUACAAAGAUCCUGAGGUACAAAACUUCUUCACUGACAAGAUCUGGGUUUGGUUACCAGAUAGGUGUGAUGUGAGGAAGGCCACCAAAAUGAUCAUUGAAGCUGUGACCAGUCAAAAAUGUGAACUUCUAAGCUUGGACAUAUUGCAGCAACGGCUGCACGCCCACCUACAUAAAAAACACUUCUUGCUGGUGAUUGAUAACCUUUGGGCAGAGGGCUUUCAGUUCUGGGAAUUUCUGAGGCCCUCAUUGACUGGUGGAGCGGGCGGAAGCAAGGUUCUGAUCACUACUCAGCACGAAAGGGUGUCUAGGAUGAGUUCCACCAUUCUAAACAUCCAUUUAGAGCGCUUGGAAGAUGAAGAAUGCUGGCAAAUCCUCAAACUCUAUGCGUUCUUGGGGUGGAGCAGCAGAGAUCUGGAAUCCAUUGGGCGGAGGAUUGCCGCCAACUGUCAAGGCUCCCCGUUGGCUGCUAAAUCUCUUGGGGUGCUAUUGUCCGACACUCAUGGAGACAAAGAACGAUGGGAAAGCAUACUAGGUGACCUGAGUUACACAGAGCUGGACCUCCUGCCAGAUUCUGUUGGAUUUUGUAUACACCUCAGAUACCUCAAUCUUCGGAAUACUCUGAUAAAGACUCUUCCAGAAACAGUCUGCAACCUAUUCAAUUUGCAGACACUUGACCUCAGGGACUGCUAUUGGCUCAUGGAUUUGCCUGAAGGCAUGAGCCGAUUAGUUAACUUGCGGCACCUUAGUUUACAUAUUGAUUGGGAUAGAGUUACUGCUUUUAGAUCAAUGCCAAGUGGCAUUGACCGGUUACAGUCACUUCAAACUCUUUCCAGAUUUGUUGUGGUCUCCAGGGAUGGAGGCAAGUGCAACAUUAAUGAGUUGAAGAAUUUGAAGAUCCGCGGAGAGCUUUGUAUUCUUAAUUUGGAAGCUGCCACCAAUGAUGGUGUCAUGGAGGCCAAUUUGCGCGGGAAGGAGUACUUGCGCGAAUUGAUGCUGAAAUGGAGUGAGGACACCUGCAAGGACGAGCAGCAGAAGGGCAUAGAGAACAGUGAGACGGUCAUUGAGGCACUCUGUCCACAUACCAGCCUUAAGCAUCUGCGCAUCGAAAAUUACCCUGGAAGACGAUUUCCUUCUUGCUUCGAGAACCUCUCGGCUCUGGAAUCCCUGGAGAUAAUUUCUUGCCCCAGGCUCACUCAAUUUUCCGUGCAGAUGAUGCAGUCUCUCAGGACUUUAAGGAUACGUCAAUGUGCUGAUCUUGCAGUUCUUCCCAGAGGCCUGUGCAACCUAGAAUCCCUUCAUUGUCUGGAAACCGAUGGUGCUCCAAAUCUGAGAAUAAGUGCAGUGGACAUAUUGCCAAGAAACAUCUCACGGCUGUAA